CAACCUUCAACAAACAACGUCACAUCCCACGAUAUCAUUCAUCUUCUCAUCCAUCUCAUACCUCAUUACAUCCGCGCUACAGCACGCUUAAUGUCAUAAUAAUAUAUUCGGCCCCGAACGAAGCCGGGCAGCUUGCCCUUUCACUUAUCAAUUCCUCAGUCAGCACCACCAACACAAGCCGCUCAGCAUGGCGUCCAUGCUCGAGGCCCUCCAUCCUUACCCCCAGGACCGACUCCAUCUGCGUCUUCACCGCGCACGAUCAGUCGUGCUGACGAGUCAAGAGCUGGUGGAAAUCCGCGCUGCCCAACGAACCUUUGAGGGUGCCUAUAUGCGCACGGCUCUAUCACAGUUCUCCUUUGCGCUAGUCAUCCUCAAGAUUUUCACCUCGGAGUUCUACCCCAUAGGAGCCUUAUUCGCUUGUUAUGGUACGGCUAUCAUGCUAGUCGCCAUCUACCGGCGGUACGAAGGCAACCGUCAGUUCUUUGAUUCGGUCGAGAGCGAAGACGAAAGUAGUAGCGGCGAAGAAAACGAUCCAGCAACCCCAACAGGCCUUACCGUACGGGGGCGAAGAAGGACCCUCGUUGUCAAGAAGAAAUUCCGGACCAGCGGUAACAGCGUGGCGUUGCUCGUUUUGUUGAGCUUCAUGUGCUACGUUGCGUUGAUGGUGUUGUUGUGGAAGCUCACAGGUUGAUUGCUUCGACUUCACUUCUUAAAAUUGACAGCUAUUAUCAAGACGAGACCUCUUCCUGACCGACAACCCAAAUUGGAAUCCUUGGGGGCUGCUCGUUGUUACUGGGGAAGUUUGGUGGACCGUCAAGGUGACAAAGGCUGUUAACCUAUGAGGCCAUGACAUGGUUCAGGGUCCAUUGAUCGAGGAUGAAGUACGUUUGAAAGGUUACAUACAAACAGCCGUGCGCUCGGCUCGAAGCGCCCUCGACUACCACGACAGACCGGAAGGUUGGCUUGCCGGCAUGAACUGCUGCUGCUUUUGGAGUGCCUGCACUGCUACAUUCCGACUUGUCCACUCGUUCCCUUCAGCGAAACAAACUGGCCCCUCUUGUUGGAUACAACGAAACGACAAUGUACCUGUACCGGUUUUAUAUUCGAUUUACGGCACGUGCUGCGCGAGUCUUUUUCUUAGCCUUGAUACUUCCACCAAUAACCAGCUUACAUUUAUAAUAUCAGUCCCAGAUUUGGAUCUGGAAAGGUACGAGAAGUUUCGGUUUCAGGGCAGCAAGAAUAAGGGCGGGACGGCAGGCACACGAACAGGUGGAUUGGCAUGAAGAGGGAACAAACACGGCACAGAUCAUACAAGACAAGAAAGACGCUGGAUACUCCCGUGCGAGACGGCAGAACCACACGCCCAGCCCGCGUCGCGCGCCGUUACACGGACGGGAAUGACGGCGGCAGGCGGAAAAGUGGGUUUUGCGGGGGAAGCAAAGCGGCCGGGGGGCGCACCAAGUUGUGGGGUCCACGGCAGGGCGAACGGACGCGAAAAAAUUCGCGGGGUCUGGGGAAUCCUAGCGGGGGGCGGAGUUGUAAGUGUGGGGGAGGGUGUAGUUUUUGGCGAUGUCACAGAUGACUCUGCGAUAGCACGCUGGUAUACUAGCUGCAAUAGAACACCGGUGUGAUAUGACUGUAACCGUCACUGAAUAUGGGAGUACACCCCGUAGCAUUGGAAUGGAGGAACAGACAGGCAUAUCCCUACAAGGCUACGACAUUACCGGACGUAUUGUUGAAGUUAUCUACCAACCUAUCACUGACACCUUUCGCACUCGAUAGUACAUUACUGGCACCACUAUAUAUGUAUACAUUCCAAUUUUCACCUUUUC
This is a messenger RNA of Podospora pseudopauciseta, 1832 nucleotides long. RefSeq lists its product as uncharacterized. The record is from RefSeq and is a predicted model, not a curated record. NCBI's taxonomy places the organism in Eukaryota, Fungi, Ascomycota, Sordariomycetes, Sordariales, Podosporaceae. The transcript has 3 exons. The coding region runs from base 188 to 691 and encodes 167 amino acids.